Notothenia coriiceps (black rockcod) is the source of this 1806-nucleotide messenger RNA. It is a transcript of the gene fam234a, whose product is annotated as family with sequence similarity 234 member A. The record is from RefSeq and is a predicted model, not a curated record. Lineage: Eukaryota; Metazoa; Chordata; Actinopteri; Perciformes; Nototheniidae. The annotation marks the transcript as partial. The transcript is spliced from 7 exons.
UGUCUGUUGUCAUGUCUGCAGACUCAGCUGGUGUUCCUCUCAGGGAAGACGGGAGAACAGGUUGGUUCCUCUGUGGUUCUUGACUCCACAAAGACAGCCAAUCAUCUGCUCCACCGCACGGCAGCAGGGUCUUACUAUGUACUACUACAAAAAGACACUGGCUUGUAUGGCCUGGCCCUGUGGAGGAUUGCAGCUAAAGCUAAAGCGGGGAUGGAGCAGGGCCUCAAGAAGGACAAAGACUGGGAGAAGGCUGCCAACGCAACGUCUGGCCUCGUGCCCAUGUUUCAAUCUGAUUCACUGCGACAUGUGCUGAGAACGGGAGAGACAGGAGACCCACCCAACCUGCUGCUGGUGACUGGGAACGAGGUGGCUCUAGUGGACGGAAAACAUCCAAAGACACUGUGGAGAUUCAACACCAGCUCAGUCCUCGGCGAGCCCUCCUUCGGGCACUUUAACAAAGACGAGGUCCUGGAUGUUGUGGUCGAGGACGACAUUGGAAACUACACAAAGAGGGUGGUGAUUCUGGAUGGGAAGUCGGGCGGUGUGCUGUGGGAGGUCGAACUGCUAGCCAGUCCCAACUCACCGAGGCCCAGCGCUAUACACACAUCCAACUCCUUCUCCAUCUUUGUGUUUUGGGGCAUGAUGCGCUCAGAGGUCAACUCAUCUGAACCGUUAGAAAGUGACCGACGAUCUUACCUGCUCCACCCGCUCUACUCCAAAGUCCUCCUGCAGUCCACCAGCUUCCUGGAGCACAUCAUAACGUUUAAAGCCACUCUGUUGGAGGGUGGACGCCACGCCGCCUUCAUCCUGCUGACGGGCCCCGAGGAGUCCGAAGGCACCGUGGUCCUCAGAAAGCGGAAGCUGAAAAACGACGUCCCCGACAGCAAAGUCCUCCGCAUCGCCACCGGAGGAAGCUCCGAGAGCAACGAGGACAUCAAAGAGGCCUUCAAUCGUCUCCGCUUCAGCGAUUGGUGAAAGGACCAACUAUAAAAUGUCUCGUUUUUCCUCAGUGUUAAAAAUAGUUUUGGCACAGCUGACUUUAUUGUGGCUUAAAAAACCAAAGUGUGAACACUAGCUUUGACUUUCCAACUGCUGACAACCAAACAAGUCCUUUGUGUUCAGAGGCUUUAUCUGCGAGGGCUCUUCCAUUCAUUUGGGCAUUAUCUUUUAAGAAUUGACCGCAUAUCAUAAGUUUGAUUUUAGAUAAAUAGCUGCUGACCUUUGACAAUCACUACUCUUUUCCUGCUGAGAAAUCAAUCAGGCGGUACUCUCUUUAGCACUUUCAUGCAUCGAUGCAGAUCUCUUUCUAAAUUGCAGAGGCUGGAUUCGUAUUUUUUAAUCUAUGCAACCAUGCAUAUCAUCAUGGGCUUUAUAAGUAAAGCAAAUACAGGUGGUUGUUUCUGAGUAUUUCAAAAUAAUAGUUUGCUUUUCUUUUAGUGCCUUAGAAACUUGAAAUAUGACAGAAACCUUAAGUGAUUCACUAUUGGACUGUUUGGUAGUCACUGUUGUCCAUAAACAAGAUUUGUGGACAUUUCCUACUCAAUCCAAGAUGCUGUAACAGAUCAUGCUCUUUAACGCACAUGCACUAAACCUGUGAUACACUCAAGCAUGAGGCUCAGAUGUUCUCUGAAAUAAUGAGUUACUGCUGUGGGUUUUUUGUUUCUUUUAUGCUGUUUAAGUGUGCCUCUCUCAAAGAUUUAUAUUAGUACAAAUAUUUGUUUGCUGUACAAAGAUAUGUUGAUACUUUGGGCCUUUUUCGGCUUUUCUUUCUGUCUUGAGCAGUAAUAUUAAACACUCUUAAAUGAA